Molecule: messenger RNA, 903 nt
Organism: Paraglomus occultum
Lineage: Eukaryota; Fungi; Glomeromycota; Glomeromycetes; Paraglomerales; Paraglomeraceae
Source: the annotation of a GenBank genome assembly
GAUGAACAAUACGAUGUUAUCGUUCUCGGAACUGGCUUAACUGAAUGUAUUCUCUCUGGUUUACUAUCUGUUGAAGGAAAAAAGGUCCUUCAUAUGGAUAGGAACGACUAUUAUGGUGGUGAUAGUGCCAGUUUAAACUUGACACAGCUUUAUCGAAAAUUCCGUAAUGGGCAAGAACCACCUAGUGAAUUGGGACGUGAUCGCGAUUAUAACAUCGAUCUCAUUCCCAAAUUUAUGAUGGCCAAUGGAGAACUUGUCAGAAUUCUUACCCAUACCGAUGUUACACGUUACCUCGAAUUCAAACAAAUUUCUGGCUCUUAUGUAUAUCGUGAUGGACAAAUCUCUAAAGUUCCUGCUAGUGAAGUGGAAGCUCUUCGCAGUGAUUUGAUGGGAAUGUUUGAAAAGAGAAGAGCAAAGAAAUUCUUCGAGUAUAUGCAAAACUGGCGUGAGGAUGAUCCAUCUACUCACCAAAGCAUCGAUCUAAAUUCUGUACCAAUGUGUAAAGUCUAUGAAAAAUUUGGUCUUGAACCUGGAACCCAAGAUUUUAUUGGCCAUGCUAUGGCCUUAUACUUAGAUGACUCAUACCUUAACCGACCUGCCCGUGAGAGUUAUGACAGAAUCAUUCUUUAUAUUUCCUCUGUGGCUCGUUAUGGAAAGAGCCCUUACAUUUACCCAUUGUACGGUUUGGGUGAAUUGCCUCAAGGAUUUGCACGGCUGAGUGCUAUUUAUGGUGGUACUUAUAUGCUCGAUAAAGCGGUCGAUGAAAUCGUCUAUGAUGCGGAUGGCCGUGUUUGUGGUGUACGUUCGGGUGACGAGGUUGCUAGGACAAAACAAGUUAUUGGUGAUCCAUCCUAUUUUAAAGAUAAAGUCCGUAAUGUCGGAAAAGUCAUCCGUGCUAUCUGC